Rattus norvegicus (Norway rat) is the source of this 16089-nucleotide messenger RNA. It is a transcript of the gene Adra1a, whose product is annotated as adrenoceptor alpha 1A. Gene Ontology annotation, biological process: adrenergic receptor signaling pathway; regulation of cardiac muscle contraction; negative regulation of Rho protein signal transduction. Gene Ontology annotation, molecular function: G protein-coupled receptor activity; alpha1-adrenergic receptor activity; adrenergic receptor activity. Gene Ontology annotation, cellular component: plasma membrane; nuclear membrane; caveola. Lineage: Eukaryota; Metazoa; Chordata; Mammalia; Rodentia; Muridae. The record is from RefSeq and is a predicted model, not a curated record.
GAGAGAAGAAUCCACUUUCUAAGUAAGAAAGAGAAGGACAAUAACCCCGAGUUUUACGAGAUUUGUGCGGGUUGCUGCAGAGGAAUACGGUAACAGCUGGAGAUUACGGUACUCGCUAGGCUACCGCCUGCCUUGUACUACGUCAACCCGAGCCGCAAAGUUCCAAGCCGCUCUUUUCUGGUGUCCAGAAACUGAAUAUCAAACUGGUGAUCGUGGAGUUAUUGGCUCGCUGUAUUUGUCAUUUCUUUUCUCUAUUUUCAGUCUUUAUUUUUAAAAGAUCCGGGAGAAACAGAAGCGAGCCCGGAGUUUGAGGUGCUCGGUAGUGGUGUGUGGGGUGAGUCAGCGGGUGCUAAGGACUGGGUCUUGGUCUUUGGAGACUGCCCCCCCCCCACGCCCCAUUCUCCUGCAGAGAAGCAGCCGGCGCUGCAAGGACUGAAGGUCCGCUUCUCCUGGCGCCAGGGCCUCCGCAGCCGCGCAGCAGCUGGAUUCAGAUAAACGAAGCUCCAGGGCCACUACGGUCUCCUCAAAUAUUUCAGACCCAUGUCACUUAGCCAGAACUCCUAGACGCUGGAGCUAGCGACAUCCCAUAGAUGGGCGGACAAGUGGCGAGUAACUGCGGGUCGUCUGCAGCACCCAUAUGCCCAGCGUCCCUGCCUUGAGCUUCGAAGGCCGAGCCACACUUAGCUACCAUUUCAGCAAAGACUGGUCAUAGACUUGUGAAUUUCUAAUUGUGUGGAUGCACAGAAUGGAUCAGACUGCACAGAAAAGCAGAUUUUUGUAAUUUCAGGUUGCUUCCGCAGCCUGUCCUUUUAAACCUUGGGAAGGUGUCCCCAGAAACCCAGAGCGCCCCUGGCCAUGUCACCUUUAAUGCACUGUACCUUAACGUGGCCCUCUGAGGGUUUCCAAGGCUGCCCAGGGUGGUUUGCAACAGGUGUGUUCUCUCCCUACCGGAGCCCAACCCAGCUGUCAGGAGUCCCCCGAGCUGAGAUUUUUUGACUUGGCUUCCUCACACCCGGUUUCGCACAGGCCCCACCCCCACUCCUGGAGGGUGGCCAUCCAAAGCCUGACCUUGCCCCCUCCCUGAGACCAUGGUGCUUCUCUCUGAAAAUGCUUCGGAAGGCUCCAACUGCACCCACCCACCAGCUCCGGUGAACAUUUCUAAGGCCAUUCUGCUUGGGGUGAUCUUGGGGGGCCUCAUCAUUUUCGGAGUCCUGGGGAACAUUUUAGUGAUCCUCUCAGUGGCCUGUCAUCGGCAUCUGCACUCCGUGACUCACUACUACAUUGUCAACCUGGCUGUGGCAGACCUCCUCCUCACCUCCACUGUGCUGCCCUUCUCUGCCAUCUUUGAGAUCCUGGGCUACUGGGCCUUUGGCAGGGUGUUCUGCAAUAUCUGGGCGGCCGUGGACGUCUUAUGCUGCACAGCGUCCAUCAUGGGCCUCUGCAUCAUCUCCAUCGACCGAUACAUUGGUGUGAGCUACCCGCUGCGCUAUCCCACCAUUGUCACCCAGAGGAGGGGCGUCAGGGCUCUGCUCUGCGUCUGGGUGCUUUCUUUGGUCAUCUCCAUCGGACCCCUGUUCGGCUGGAGGCAGCCGGCUCCAGAGGAUGAGACCAUCUGCCAGAUCAAUGAGGAGCCGGGCUACGUGCUGUUCUCAGCGCUGGGCUCUUUCUACGUGCCACUGGCCAUCAUUCUGGUUAUGUACUGUCGAGUCUACGUAGUAGCCAAGAGAGAAAGCCGGGGCCUCAAGUCCGGCCUCAAGACGGACAAGUCAGACUCAGAGCAAGUGACGCUCCGCAUCCACCGUAAAAAUGUCCCUGCAGAAGGCGGCGGAGUCAGCAGUGCCAAGAAUAAGACUCACUUCUCAGUGAGGCUGCUCAAGUUUUCUCGAGAGAAGAAAGCUGCCAAGACGCUGGGCAUCGUGGUGGGUUGCUUCGUCCUCUGCUGGCUGCCGUUCUUCCUAGUGAUGCCCAUUGGGUCUUUCUUCCCGGAUUUCAAGCCUUCGGAAACCGUUUUUAAAAUAGUAUUUUGGCUCGGGUAUCUAAAUAGUUGCAUCAACCCUAUCAUAUACCCAUGCUCCAGCCAGGAGUUCAAGAAAGCCUUUCAGAAUGUCCUGCGAAUCCAGUGUCUUCGCAGAAGGCAGUCUUCCAAGCAUGCCCUGGGCUAUACCCUGCACCCGCCCAGCCAGGCUCUAGAGGGACAGCACAGAGACAUGGUGCGUAUCCCGGUGGGCUCGGGAGAGACUUUCUAUAAGAUCUCCAAGACAGAUGGAGUCUGUGAAUGGAAGUUUUUCUCUUCCAUGCCCCAGGGAUCGGCCAGGAUUACAGUGCCAAAGGACCAAUCUGCCUGUACCACAGCCCGGGUGAGAAGUAAAAGCUUUUUGCAGGUCUGCUGCUGUGUGGGGUCCUCGGCCCCGCGCCCUGAAGAAAAUCACCAAGUUCCAACCAUUAAGAUCCACACCAUCUCCCUCGGUGAAAACGGGGAGGAAGUCUAGAGGAUGGGAAAGGUCACAGGAAAAGGGAGAACACUAGGUACUGCUGAUUUUCCCACUCGGAAGGCCAGGACCAUUCAACAGGGGAAAGGGGAGAAGGAGGAUGCCAGUUUAUCAGGCGAGUGGGUAGAGCACAAGGGAAGAGGCAGGACGUAGGGUAACUGACCGCUUCUAAGUGAUGAGAGGCCCAUUUCCCUCAGUCGUUCUCUGAUCCUGCUUUCCACUACUGACCCUUUCAACAAGAAAUACCAUGGGAAAGAAAAUUUCAUACACAAUCCAAAAGACUAUAAAUACAGGAUGAUGAUUUCAUUGUGAAUAUUUUGAGCACACACUCUAAGUUUGGAGCUAUUUCUUGAUGGAAGGGAGGGGAUUUUAUUUUCAGGCUGAACCUACUGGCGACUACAUUUGACAUUUAUGGAGAGGGGACCUAACAGAAAGGGGUGUAAGGUAAUGGCCAGCAUGCUUUUACAGCAAGUUUAGAAACACCCCAUAUUCUCAGCUUGGGUGAACCUGGAAGUGUGGGUGGUGGUGGUGGUGGUGGUGGUGGUGGUGGUGGUGGUGGUGGUGGUGGUGAUGGUGGCCGUGCUUCUCAGUGGUUGCUCUCUGAUUGGUUCCUUAUCCCCAUUUGAAACUGGGGUGCAUUUUCCACUCUUGGAUCUGAGGAGUGAGGCCAGGACUAAUCAAGGACAGCACACUUUUACCAAGACAAUAAGGCAUGCCUGAGGCAGCAGUUCUAAGACCUGGUGGUGAAGGAAGGCUCCUUCUUUUAUCUCCAUAAAGAGCAAGAGGCUGGAAUGGGAUGGACACUGACAUUCAGGCUAAUGCCCUGCUUAAUCUUUGAUGUGAUAAGCAAUUCGCCUUUUUCAGAACUUCAUAAUGGGAUGGCAGAAUGCUGGCUUCCUUUCCUCCCACUCCCUUCACUACAGUGUAUUGAAUGGAGUUCACUUGUGGCAUGUAGAAUGAGACUUAGGGUCCAGAUGCACCACCGCCUGAGCUUCCAAACAUAUUGAGGCCUAUCCUCAAACACUUAAACUCAUUGCCAAACAACUGCCCAAAUAGAUUUCUACGUUUUGCAAAACCUGUGAAGAUGUGCUUUUUUUUUAAAACCAAAUCCUUGCAUUCUUUGUGUUCCAGAUUAUUACAAGUGGUGCCUAUUAAUCACAUGUAAUAACUAAAAUAUGCCUACCAUUCUACCAUAAGAAUUGUAAGAUAAGGUUUAUGGCUGUGGCAGCAACUCUAACAAGAAUCACAACUACCAAUGUUUUCUUAUAAUUUCUUGCCCCACUCACCUGAUUUCUUCUAAGAGCUUCAGAGCAGGUUGAAGCUACCAUGAAACCUUCACAAUGAGGCUCCUGACCUUUACACCUUUCCUUUCCUCCUUAUAUCAAACGAACUCUUUUCUACCAGCCUUUCUAAGGGCAGGUCUUUACCCACGUUGCAGUGGAGGAACUGUUAGCAUGUGGCUCUGGGUGUUGUGGUUGCUUGUCUUGGAACUUUGACUAUGACCUGCUUCCUCUACCUUUUCCUGGAUUCUGUCUUCCUAUUGGCUGGCUAGGUCAUUACUCAGCCUUGUGUUCUGAACUUGGCUUCUGCUACUGAGAAGUUGGCUAGGAUUCUACCAACUCUUGGGCUCUCUGCAUAGCUCUUAACAACUCUAACAGAUGUGGGUGUGUUGAUAUCUGGAGAGAACUCCAGAAUGCAAACCUGUCUCGUCUUCUCUAUAGGCUUCAUUGUUCAGAAUAUCAUCCUUCUAAAUCUAAAUUCUAAAGCCCACUCUUGACCAUGUCACCCCCUCAUAGAAGGGCCUCCUUACGGGAAGAGGAAUCUUAGCUUUUUUCAGCAGAGUACCAUUCCGUGUUACCAGUCAUCUUUAAAUCCCUUGAUAAUAAAAUGUAAAUGUUAACAGUGAGAAAGCUUAGGCACACUAAAAAGCCACCCACCAUUGGUGCCAUUUCUAAUCAGAGAAAAGGAAAAAACAACUAGAAAAUGAGUUGUCAGAUACAGCCUUGACAAGCAUACACUUGUAAAGGUAUCCAUAAACAAUCGCCUGCACACUGCCGGCAUCCCUCCAUCCGAGGAGGCGAGUACCUAACAGCUUGUUCACUCCACAGCAGGAUACACUGGAUAGAAGCGCACCAACUUUAUAAGAAAUUGAUAAUGCCACCGUAGUGUCAAACACAGGGUAAACAACUUAGAAGUGGACUUGCAUUUUCAUCAUCCACCAGAAAUGUCUGUACUGUUGAGUGUGCCAAAAACCGAAGUGGUUGCGGCCAAACAAAUGAUUGUCAUAUUUAUAUUCACGUGUUUACUGCUUCUAUUUGGAGUUUGAGGAAUUUACCCAGAGUAACCCCAGUUAAAAUGUCCUCUUCUGUGUGUUCUAUAAAACCAUUGCUUUCGGGUUGUCUCUAUGUCACAAAAUCAAUCCGACACUGCAGUAGGGAAUUUGAGUCCCAUCUUAGAUUCAAACCCUGUAUAUGAAGAAGGACCUUGGAUCUCUUUGGUCAAAAAAAUCUCUCCAGAGCAUCAGAGAUGUCACUCAGUUGCUAGAGUGCUUGCCUCCUGGACACUUGACCAGCAGGACCUAAAACCUGAGUAGUGGCUCAUGACUAUAAACUCAGCUUUCAGGAAGUGCAAAUAGGGGGAUCAAGAGUUCAAGGUCAUCCUUGAAUACUUAGUAAGUUUGAGCCAGCCUAGACUACUCAAGACACACACAAACACACACACACACACACAGAGAGAGAGAGAGAGAGAGAGAGAGAGAGAGAGAGAGAGAGAGAGAGGACAGAGGGGGUGGGGAGGGAGGAAGAGAGAGAGAGGACAGAGGGGGGUGGGGAGGGAGGAAGAGAGAGAGAGAGAGAGAGAGAGAGAGAGAGAGAGAGAGAAGGCUAUAUCCGCUGUGAGAAAAGCACUUUUCUUUUCAUAGCCUCAUCUAUGAAUGCUUCUGCAUGAAAUCACUCUUCGUUUAACAAACUUUGCAGAGCACCAAGGCUUCUGAGCCUCCUCCUGAUUGCUAGUCAUGGUUUAUAUGAACACCUAGGAAGAAUGCCUCUUCAAAAACACACACAAACAAGUGUAACAUUCAUUCUCAAUCACCUGCAUUCCAACUUUUAUUUUACAACUUAGCAAGAACAGAAGAGCUAGAGGCAUUCCACUAGGAACUGCAGGGCAUGGACUGGGCUCAUAAUUUUCAUAUAUGCCAAUCAGAGUGGAAGGCUCAGAAUGCUGCUCUCCAGGUAGCCAGAGACUGUGGUUAAUUUUGACGACAGGCCAUUGGUAAGCAGCUGUGCAUCUUAGUUUGCUUCCUUUUCUAUAUGAACCACCAUGAAGACCUCCUAGACCAGCAGGUUUUGGGGUAAAAGCCUGGGGAGCAAAACUAUUUUAGGAACCAUUUUCUUGAGCAGGUAAUUGUUCAUGUGUUAAUCACCACUCCGUAAUCACCGCUAACAAACAUUCCUAAUUGCUUCUGGGGAGAGCUCUGUCCCCAUCCUCUUGCCAAAAUAUGAGGCUGCCUCUUCGAUGAAUUCCCUGCUGACUUAAUUAGGGAAGAGAUUGGCUCAUCUGCAAAGGGAAAGCGAACAGGUGGAUGUUCAAGCAAGCAGAUGAAAGGCAAGUGAAAACCAGGGAGACAAGACAAGACAGAGGUAGCAGAUCCGCAGGCCUCAGAUAUACUCACUAUCACUGUGGUCUCUUUUUUUACACUACCAGGGCUUUUAUCCAUGAAGCCACCUGUGCGACAGAGCCCAGUUGGAACACUUCACCUGCUCUGGGCUGACAAACUAAUGCUGAGGAGCUGUGCUGAGGCCACAUCUUCCAAAAGCCAUGGCAACAGUGGCCUCCCGCCCUCCAAGGUCCCCGCAAGAUGAAGGAGUGGACAUGACUGUUGGGGGCCUGGGUUGGGAAGCAAGCUAGGAUUUCAGCAGACAAUGCCCGCCCCAGGGAAAGGUGCCAUUGGUAGGAUCUCCUUCAUGUUUCCCAGACCUAUGGCAUAAGGGUGAGCUGAGAAAGAGGCUUACCUGCUCUCUGCAGAGAAUGUCAUGGUUCAAAACACCACUGCUGAACUUACAAAGGCCUUAGGAAUGGCAGGGAGCACUGAAGGGAAGAUUGACCAUAGCUGUGGCUCAAAGCAGAGAGGUUUAGUUAUGCUUUUCCUUGACUGAUAAGCAAGGAACUGCCCUGAAACUGGAGGUUUGGAUUUGGGAGUUCUUGCCAUACUGUCCCUGUAGCUCACGCAGAGCCAUCUCACUUAAGGCUGGAGGUGAUGAUUUGUUAAGUCGUGAAAAUACAGAUUUAGGUGAAAAAAAUCCUAGCACAACUUAGCACUGCAUUUAGAGAAAAGAAUAUGAUGAGCAUCCUGGUCUACAAAACAGGGUGAGUAAAAUGAGUGUCUGUGGAAGUCAUGGGGAAUGAAGGCUGAAAUCCCAAUAUGAAUUUAAGUUUAUGUGUAUCGCCACAUACUUACCCAGGUCAUUCCAGUGUGGGAGAAGGAAAAGAAAGGAAGGUUUUGUUGUUUUUUUUAAUCUACUUUUGGUGUGUGAAGAAAUAGAAGUUAUGAGUCAAGGACGUCUUUGAAUGCUCUCAUAUUCAAUCUGUAUUAGUGAUGCUUCCGUGUCCCCCAGAGUUCGCUGUGUAUUUUGACUCACUGACUUUCCUAGUGAGCUUCUUCAGUUCCAACUUGUAACCCCAGCUCAGUCUGGACCUUCUGCCCUCUUGUCCUGGCCAACAAUUGGGAAGAGCCUGUAGUUCAUGGCCACCCAUUCUUGCUUUCCUGGCUAACAGACAGGCAUGAAUCACUUUGUUCUUUCUCCAUAGAUAAGCUGCUACCAAACCAGGGAAAUUGUCAGGACAAUCAUUGCUUUUCUCAAUAGGGUGACAUGUAAUAACAAGCCAACUGUCACUGUCACUGUGAGGUCCUUAAGAACACAAAGGCCUCAAAGGGAACCUGUGGGCCAUUGGGCAUACUCUGACCAGCAGCCCCAGAUGGCCACUCUUCAUUGUACCACCCUGGUGUGAAACCAAAGAGAGGUGAUGAUAGUCCCCAGUGUAUGAGGUGGCAAGGUGGUGGUUUCAUCUAUUCGGAAGUGAAAAAUGUGCUUUUCCAAGAGACAUUGUUACAAAAUGGGGUGGGGGUUGUUCCUAGAGAAACCAAAAGUAAAUAAAUAAACACCUGUUUUAUGUAUACUAGGAGUUGGCCAACUGUUUCCAUAAAUGGCUAGAUGGUAAACAUUUUAGGUAUGGUGAACUAUAUGAUCUCUGUUUUGGAUCUUUUCGAGGGAAAAUCCUUUAAAAAUAUAGACCAUCAUUAACUCAAAAGACAGCAAGGAGUGUCCCAGGUUUAUCCCAUGGGCCACAACUUUUCUUCCCUGAUUCACACCACCACCAGUUGGUUAUAGAGCCAAUACUUGUGAACUCCAGCUGUAGGUGGUGAGCAUGCUUUUAUCAGGAGGUCACUAACCUAACAUACCCACUGGAAUAAAUCAACAUUCCCAACCUGUGUGAGUGGUUACAUUACGCAGCAAGUUCAGAACUUCAUGAUUGCCCAUCAGGUGGGAGUAGCAGAGAAAAGCACCUGCCAGUUCCACAUUGAAUCCUACCACAAAGGCAGGUCAGCAGAAAGUGCCAUGAGGGAGGAGUCUUCAAGGUUAGGAGGUAACUUCCCCCAUGACAUAUAUACAAAACUAACCCUAACCCCAACAUCAAUGCCAACCUUAAACAUGAAACCUAACACCGAUCCCAACCCUGACCCUAACUUUAAUACAAAACGUAACCCUGACCAUGACAUUGACCCUGACACUGAACUUGACCAAAAGCCCAGCCACAACCACAAACCUAACCCUAAUCCUACCCUAAGCUUAACCCUAAACCUACCCCUAUCCCUAUCCCUAACCCUAAACCUACCCCUGUCCCUAACCCUAACCCUAACCCUAACCCUAAGCUUAACCCUAACCCUACCCCUGUCCCUAACCCUAACCCUAAGCUUAACCCUAAACCUACCCCUAUCCCUAACCCUAGCCCUAACCUUAACCCUAAACCUACCCCUGUCCCUACCCCUAACCCCGACCCUACCCUGACCCUGAGCUGCUGCUUGGAAAGAUUUCUGAAGGACAUCUGAGAGAACUCUCAUGCUCUGGACAUCUUUCCCAAGCUCUCGAAGUCAGCUUUGAUUCUCCCUCGUCAUCUUGUGUCUCUGGCUUUUGUCUUUUUUUUCCUUAUAAACCUUCCCUCUCAAGAGUUCCUUAAAGCCUGUCGAGGCCUUGAUACAUGAGACUCAGUUUCCCCUUUACCUUGAGCGAUGACUAAUCCAUCAGGAAGCAUAUCCCAGGCUAAUGAUCCACAGGGAUGCUGUUUUCUCCAAGGCUCUGUUCCUUGCUCCUCCCAACACAUAGUCCAUGUGCAUCUGGGACUUGGGAUUGUCCUUUUCAUGGACCCUGCCCUUGAACUUGAAGGAAAAUUUCCACUCUGGAGAGUCUUCCCACACAUGUGUUCCAGUCUUUACCGGGAGUUUCAGCCUUUAUAUCCCUGUGUUCAUUUAUCAGGUGCAUUUCCACCCAAUUCUGCAGGCUCGCUCGGCUUCCAGAGCAUUUACUGUUUUCCUUACCGUACUGGAUGCUAGAAGUACAAAAUCAAGGCAUUGGGUUGUUUCUUCUUCACUGCGUCUUGACCUCCCCCUGAAUUUUCAUGUGGUCUUUUCUCUGUGUGUACACAAGUCCCUGUAAGAAUAUCUACUUCUUACAAGGACACUGGUCAUAUUGCAUUAAGAUCUGUCCCCCAUGACCUCACUGCACCUUAAUUAUCUUUCGAAAGACUAUUUCCAAAUACAGUCACAUUGUGAGGUGAAAAAAAAAGUUCAAAUUGAAGUGGGAAUUUAGGAGGCAUUCAGUUCAACUCAUGAGAUCCCACAUAUUCUCUCUUUUGUUCUCAUGCCAAAAGAUUUUUAAAAAAAUAUUCAUAAUCCUUUACCAGGAUAGGAAGUUCAAAUUCAGCCCUUUCUGUUUAUCCUCUACCCUGGCAAGUUUUUAUGCCAAUUGUCUGCAAAAAUGUAUUUAGCAACUAAUUAUGCACUUGCUUGUAUUCUUAAAACUCUUAAUACUUAGAGUAUUUUGAGAGGUACCUCAUAAACAUUGAUCUUAUGUGGGUUCUGACAGGACAGGGACAGUCACUCAGUACUGUCACUCAGUACACCACAAUACCCCUGAGAGAGGAAAGCCUUCCACCCCCAGCCAGGCAAGGAGGUAGAGGAGAAGAAAUGGCUGGGAGAACAAAUCAACAAGAACUUGGAAGGGCCAGGGCAAUGGUUGGAGACCUGGAGGUUUCUAGAGAUUUCAUAACUUUAUGCACCAGCUGUGGGGAAUCCCAAGCUGGCACAUGGUCCUGGGUGAGGUGGGCAUUUGAUCUCCAUGAGAAACAUCAGCACCCAAGAAAGCAGAACCCCAGCAUGCAAUGGGGCAGUCCCUUGACCACACAGUUGGAGUGAGGCAGAAAGUGGGAAGAAAGAUGAAUGGCAGCCUCAGUCCUGAGAACUGGGUCAGUAGGGCCCCAUGGGAACAAUGUGAUCACCCCAGGUCCCAUCUAUCAAAAUAACCAGAACAAAGGUCACGAUGGCCACUCCUGCUGAAAGAAAUUUCACUUAAGACCUCUGAGGAUCCCUUCUCUUCACUACUUCCCAAACCUCCCAGAACCCUAGUGAUGUGCUUUGCCCUUCUUCAGGGCCAUUGAGCACCUCACCCUGUCUACAUCACCUCGUGAAAUUCUACUUCUGCUUCAUCAUCUACCCCAGCCCUUAUGGUAGACAGAUUUACUGUCCCCACAGUCUCACUGUGACAAGCAUAGAACAAUGUCUUCUCCUCUGUCCUGAUUCCUGUCAAGAAGUGGAGAUCAUCCAUCCUCAUUAGGAAGCCUCUGCUCCUCCACAGCAUGGCGUCCUCCUCUCUGCUUUCCUUACACUGAGCUGUGCUUUGGUUUCCUGCCCUCAUCCCACCCCAAGCCUCUCAGGCAGGAAAUAUCUCUGGUCUCACUCUCUCUGUCACAGUGCGGUGCCAUGACAUGUUUAACAUUAGUCCAAUCUAGAAGUGAAGAAAGGAGAAUGUAUUGUGGAAUCAAAACCUACAGAAGUAUUUAGAGGCAGAAGUCAACCCAAAAUAAGUCUGAAUGUGUGGGUCUCUGUCUUGAUGUGUCCCUAAAGAUGUCUGGUGUGUUGUUAUUGUUGUUGUUGUUGCUGUUGUUGUUGUUUUCUCCUCUCUGAUCAAAAUCUGAGUAUAGGAUUAUGACUUCUCAGCAUGCAGUGUCUCCCCUUCCUGGUCCCUGUGUCAUAACAGAAGUGACAGUGGUUGUAAGAAGCAGAGGCAUGGGGUACAUUAACAAACAGCAAGAUGCCUGUGAGCCGCAACUUUCUACUACAGAAGAGGUGCUCAAAUAUCAGCUGAUAACAUAGGAAGGCUGUUAAAAAGGAUGGCCUGCAAAUACUUAGUAACCAUUCAUUGUCAGUUUUCUGCAAACUUGUUUUUGGUUUGUUUGUUUGUUUGUUUGUUUUAAAAAUGAAAUCCGUAUUAAUUUAAUUAAAAGGUAAAGCCCUUGCUUGCUCUCACCUCCAUUCUAGCAGCCAGCCUGACUCCUGCCUUCCUAGGUUGAGUAUUGCACCCAACCUUCAUCCCUAACUUCAAGUGAGAGCAGGCAGUCUGCUAGAGCCACCCUGUCUCAGCUACAAAAGCCCAAAUCAAAACGCAUGCUUUCCUCAUUAGAUGUAAAGAAAAAGAAAUUGCAUUCUCUAGACCCAAGAAGUUACAAACAGCGUCCUUUCAGCUAUAUCCAUAGUUACUUAACCCAAGAUAGCAGAUACCAACAUCAUCUCACUCCUUCCUUCCUGUGACUCUGAUGCAUGGUGCAGAAACGAGGCAGAAGUCAUAAAAAGUAGAUUGUUAGGUUCAUGGGGGUAAGCCAACUGAUAAAGUGUUUGCCUUGCAAGCAUUGUGAAAUCCCCAGAAGCCAUGAAAGAAAAUAGGUAGGAAAAACUGACAGAAAGGAAGGAAGAAAUAAAGGAAAGAAAGGGACCAUAGCUCAUAGCAUGGGGAGCAGACAUGUGGAUCCUGGAGCUGGCUGCCUUGCCAGCCUAGUCAAUUCACUGAGUUCCAGGUAAAUGUGAGAGAGUGUGCCUAAAAGACAAGAUGGUCAGCUCUUGAGGGACAUUUUCUGAGGUUUGUUUCUUGCCUACACACAUAUGCACACAUAGCUAUAUUUUUAGAACACAUGCUCCAGGCUAAACCCUUUAACACACUUUGAAAUGAUGACAUACCAAGGGACGAGAUUUUCUAGUCAUAUUAUAAACGAAAGAUUUUCACAGAAAGCUGGCACAAAGAUUUGUGCGAAUGGAGAGAGGGGAAGGUCUUCAGGGAGCUUGAGAAAUAGAAGCCUGAGACUUGACCCACCCAUUGCUCUGAAACGCUCUUGUGUGAACCUGACCCAGACUCAGCAUGCUGAACCUUGACCCAGUUCCACCCAGACCCCAGCCCAGGAGGAAAGCCAAAAUAAUGCCAUGAUUGGGUAUAAAGAAAGCUGUAGACAGGGCCAUCAGUCCUGGGCUUUAGUGUGUCUCCUGUCUCGAGGUGACUCUGAGCAAGCUCCUUGACCUCUCAGGCCCCAUACCUUCACCUGUGAAAUGUAGGUGUGAGAUGUGAACUCAGGAAGAUGCCUCAUGAGAUGAUAAAACCAACCAAUCAUGGUAGGCCUCUGCACACACCAGGGCACGCCCUGUUUGUGUAUUCCCCUCCCAGCUGUUCCCUACAUGGGACGAGUGUUAUUAAGGACCUGCAAGGCCUGACCACUCCACGUACAAUUGAGAGAUUAAGCCUUCCCUUUACCCUUCAUCCCUCCUCAGGCUUCCUGCGGGAUCACCAGCAGCCAUGGAUAACUUCUGUAUUAUUAGAAAGGAAGGCAGAAAGAAGCUGUACCAUGCCUGGUGCUACAUUCUGAAACUCAGACUUGGGCUCAGUUAUCUGUACCCUUUCCCCACUGUGCUAUUUUCUGUGGAUUAGAGAUGCCUUUACCUGGACAUUGCACUUUAAUAUUUUUUAAGUCAAACUCCCUAACCUACUUUGAAGAUGCCCACCUGGCCAGGGACCGUCUAGGCAGAGUGGUGCUUGUGCUUUCCUCACCUACCAGCUGGGUACAGGACGAGUUUUACAUUACGGAAGUGGCCCUGUGAAAGUCUUUACAUGCAUGGUGCACGUGUGUCUGUAAAACUGAUGCCACAAGAAAGAAAACACGUUCUGAGUGCAGAACAAGGCACAAGGGAUUGAACACAGAGCUUCAGUUUAAAUUUGUCCAAGCAAUGCCUGGCAACUAUCAGAAGUAAAUGUUUACAAGAUGAACAGCCAUUCCCAAUUACUAGCAGGAUCAGUUGGAGUUGGCAUGGAAUUGAGUGCCUGUCAUGUGAGCUGUAGGUCACAUGUUCUCCUCAGAUAUGACCAUGGGCCCUUCAAAGAACCUCUGGGAACCUCUGGACAGGUGACUUAAUGGGAAGGUCCACACUACUCAUGGCUGAGCAUGACUGGCACAUUUGAGAGGCUGACUCUGGCUAUCUCUUUGCCAACAGUCUCUCAUGACUCCAGAUCUCAAAUUUGCUCUAAGCAGAAGGGAAAAGUCAGUUUCUGAGCUGAGGUUCUUGGCCCAACUGUGCUUCAGAUAAACACAGCCCAGGGCUAUUUCAGUUCUGGAUUUUAGGGAGCAGCUGUGAGGUUAGAGAAAAAGCCAAGGGAAGAGCCUUGACCCAAGUGAAUGUUUCUCUGAGUGCUUGGAGAGAGAAAGCACUCAAGGGUCAGGAGGACAUCAUGGGGCUGUCCCAUUGAUGGCAGACAUGUAUCUCAAUUCUAAGAACCCUCUUCUCCAAGUUCUGACUCUAAAAAUGAGUGUUUGGGAUUCAGGGUAAAAAUUACUACUUUGUAAAAAGAGAGAGUUGUGUUGCAUUGAUACCUGGUUGUCUAAAAGCAGAUUAUGGGAGCCAGCAAGAUGGCUGAAUAUUUGCCACCAAGCCAGAAGAUUUGAAUUCAGUCCCUGGGAUCCACACGGAGGUAGGGGGAGAACCAAUUCCUUCAGUUGUUCUCUGACCUCCACACAUGUGCUGUACCACACAUGCAAAAUAAAUAAGUAAAUGUAAAACAAAGAAAACUCAUUUUAAAAAAAUCAUAAUAUGGUUCCCUAAAGGUCCACCUACCCUGCUUUUUAUUGAAACAUAUGCCUAUUACAGAAAGUGAUAUACCUAUCUGUGACUGAUAUCCAAUCUCCCCAAAUUAUCCUCUGUCCUUCUGAGAUCACCUCAAGAGAUGCUGAGUCCUGCCCAACAUGUGGACAUGUCCCUUGUCCAAGCAUCACCUCACAGGGACACAAAUCUCAGUCAUGUCAUAGCCUUCAACACUGGGACAAAAGCAGUUCAAUAUCAUAAAGUGAGCAUGGAUAACUUCCCCCAGUGGAUUCAUACAAGUUACAAACCAAAGGCUGAGGGUGGCCGGGCAUGAAUAUGGUCUAAAGUUGAUCCCCAGCACCAUAUACACACAAAAAUAGCUAAACACUGAAGUCCCUUUAGUGUUCCUCAAACCCUAGCAUAUCCAUAGAAAUAGAGGGAAGCCAGCACACAAAACAAAUCCCCACCUUCUUCCUGAGGAAGCUCCCACUGCAUCCAGCUGUGGGCACCAUCACUGAUCUAGGAUGUAGUACGGGCUUUCUAGGACCCAAGGAAUGAAGAACAACAGUGACAGAGAUAGUCUUCACCUUCAGGGCAUCCAUGCUCCAUGGGGGGGAGGAACAAAUUUGUGAGUGGAAUAGUUCUGGAGGAUCCUGUGAUCCUUCAAAACUAACCACAAAAUUAGGUUUCUCAAAAAUAUUAUCCCUUCUGGAUCCUGAAAGAAAAAGACAGUGAGUAAUAAAGGAAGUUGCUCCCCAAAAGGAAGGAGUACACCAAUGCUAGUCCAUCCCAAGUAUGGGCUGGGUUGCCCCCCCUUUGGUGUGCCAGGCAAUUAACUAUGGCAGCCCCUUGACUCAGCAAACCUCACUCCCCAAGUCCUGCAAGCAAACCACUCCUAUUUUCCUCUCUCUCUCUCUCUCUCUCUCUCUCUCUCUCUCUCUCUCUCUCUCUCUCUCUCUCUCUCUGACAAUGGAAAACUCACUGGACAAACCAGGACACAGCAAAUGGUGGUCCAGUGGGACCACCAUGUCUGAUAAUCAGAAAGCAUUGGUUAUCAUUGGUUAUCUAGUAGCCUGCAUUUGUUCUCAAAGCUUUCUACAAUGUUAUAGUGAGAUGACUAUAUAGAAAAAUAUCUAAUUUCUUUUUCAUUGCACAUUUUCUCAAACAUGAGGUAUUUAAUCCAAAAGAAUAGCCAAAGGCUUGAGAAGGCUUAGUAAGGAAAUUGUACAGAAGGCACUUCUGUGCUAUUAAAAGUCGAGAAACUGUUAUAGCAAGGAAACAUUGUGCAAUAUGUUCAGAAAUAAGGAGGGGUUUUUUUAUCUUGCAAAAAAUACAGCAGUGAACUGCAUGCAUCACUAAAAUGUCCCACUGGUUGCCUACCAUGCCAGAGAGGAAGGGGCAGUAGCUGGUUCUGCCAGGACAAGUGUUCUGCCAAUGGUGUUUGGUGAUUAUUACAAACUAAACACAGCCCAGGAAGUGGAGGAAAGAGCAAUAAAUCGAAGGACUUGGACUACACUUUUACAGUCUGCCGGCGCUCACCAACUUAAUUUACUCAGACUAGGGAAAAGUGUGUCUCAGUAAACAAACUGAAGCUGCUGCUAUUCCGACAUGAACCCUGACAUUUGCUGGCCUGAUGCAGCUUUUCUACCUGUCUCUUCCUCAGAGCUGCUGCAUACACACACACAAGACUUCCAUGCUGCCAGAGACGCAGAUGCGGGCUGCCUGGCUGGUUUCAGCUGCCAUUAUUCUCCUAUAACCUUGGCGAUUGGGAUAUGUAACAUCCCCAGGAGGUACAGUUCCUAACUGCCCAGCGGUUGAGAGCUAUGCCCACCAGUUCUAGGUUUGGUCUUUGGUCAGUGGAGUUGAUGAUUAUGUUUCCUUCAAUUAGUGUAAAUCAUGCUGAGCGUCUGGUAUGUGCUCUAUGCUCUAUAAGGGAAAAUUCCCUCCCAUGUGAAAAUAAUGUAUCCAUGUGUGUGCAUUGUUGUACUUGAAUUGUGUGCACUGUUGUGUAUUAAUGCAUAUAGGCCACACUCAGACAUCUACAAUGGCUUCGAAGCUUUUGAUUCCAUUUAAAUGGACUCCAUGCCCUUGGCAUGUGCUAUGUAAGUGUUUAUGAACUUUUUCCAGGCCCAUUUAUUUAUGAUGUGACAUGGUAGACAAUCGUGUUGGCUUUGUGUUCUUGUUUUUCAAGAAAAUCAAUGUACAUACUACUAAGCAAGUGAAUAAAUUAUUAAAAUAUAGAUGUAUGGCUCAUGCCCACUGUUAAAAAUAAAUUUAUCUUAUUUGUUUCAUAAUAUGUUUGCCACGAUGAUGAAAAUUUAUAUGGUCCUUAUACAUAUCGAUGCCGUGUAUUUAAGCUUUGUUCAAUAUUGAUGAGUGUUCCCUAAUAAAGUAUUUUAAACCUCUUUCUCUAAAUACACAAGGCCCUCACUA